AAAAAGUCUUGAACUCCUAUCCUCUUACUUAACUGAAACUUUGGACGCUUCUGCAUUCACUUCAAGAUUUUGAGCGAUCAGAUUUUACUUCACCGUCAUCGAAAGACACUUGCAAGGAUGGUUACCGAAACUAGACUGCCAACUUCGAGUGCUCCAAAAUAUGGAUUUGGUACGGGUGUCUUGCUCACGUCUGUUGGGUUUAUCUUAGGUACUUUGGUCAUGGCUUUACUCACUGAUCAAGGAUUACUAUACUCUAGUGGAAUUCCAACAGACGAAGCUUAUCUAAGAGCUGAACACUUUUAUUUAACACUCUGGACAAGUCCAUUAGCCUUCAAAGCACUCUUUCACGUCUUCCUUUUGAUACCGAUUUUCACUUUAUGUGUUAAAGUUGCCAAAUAUACAGAAGCUGCACUUUACUUUGAUGGUGUUUGUCUUGCUUUUUGUUUACUUAUCAUUGGACUUUAUACUGGAUCUACGAUUCCAAACAUACGAAAGAUCGCAUCAGCUCCUUCUACAACGGAAUUGGUUUCACUUGUGAAUUCUUCGGCUUCACAACUUGGAAAUGCUUUAGGAACCGAAUUCGAUCCUUCUUCGCCUAUCAGUUUCCUUAAUAGGUUUCUCGUUUUACUUAGUUAUCCUUCUACAAUUCUAAUGAAAGCAAGUAAAGUUGCCGAAGCUGCAGAAGCAUUUCAAGAAACUCUUAAAGCCGAUCCGAUCACCACUGAAAAACGUAAAGAAUUGUUAUCGGUCACAGCGGCUGGUCAUUCGAUUGCAAUCUUUUUGCUGGUCGGGAUUCUUGUAUUACAACUCGGAAAGGUUUAUGCUGAAAAUGAAGAUGCUAGAUUGAAAGCUGAAUUUGCUUUGGAAGAAGAGAAGAAGAAGACUGCUGUACCUCUUGAAAAGAAGUCUCAAUGAUGUCAACCUUGGACACGCCACUCUACUUCGUCGAAUCAGUUGCUAUCUUCACAUGUUUAGCAAUUCACAAGAUUUCAUGUACCAAGCCGAUUAAAGUAACUCGAUCGACGUGGGAGUGGGACAGUCAUAUCACGUCUGUUGGACAAUCGUCAAGUGGCACCAGUCGACCAACAGCAACACCACCAUCUUCUUGUAUUCCAUCACAAUAGGCUAUGAUAUCCGGAAGCUCACUUACCUUUCAAUAGCCAAAUUGAAGUGAUUGCAUUUCUCUUGUGAAAGAAACUCUAUCCGCAUUUAAGGUAGUCAUCCUUCUAUACAUAGUUGUAAAUAUAUACGUCAUUGCAGAUUUCAUUGGAUUUGAUUAAAGUGUAUCUC
Messenger RNA from Melampsora larici-populina 98AG31, 1290 nucleotides. RefSeq lists its product as uncharacterized. Gene Ontology annotation, cellular component: endoplasmic reticulum membrane. The record is from RefSeq and is a predicted model, not a curated record. The coding region runs from base 118 to 915 and encodes 265 amino acids. Gene Ontology annotation, biological process: endoplasmic reticulum to Golgi vesicle-mediated transport. The transcript is spliced from 2 exons. Lineage: Eukaryota; Fungi; Basidiomycota; Pucciniomycetes; Pucciniales; Melampsoraceae.